Molecule: messenger RNA, 1887 nt
Organism: Apis cerana (Asiatic honeybee)
Lineage: Eukaryota; Metazoa; Arthropoda; Insecta; Hymenoptera; Apidae
Gene: uri
Product: unconventional prefoldin RPB5 interactor
Biological process (GO): negative regulation of phosphatase activity; negative regulation of transcription by RNA polymerase II
Molecular function (GO): chromatin binding; phosphatase inhibitor activity; transcription corepressor activity
Source: RefSeq, a predicted model, not a curated record
AAAUAAAUAUGAAUAUAUAAUGUAAAAAUUUUCAUUUAUUUUUUCUUGAAAAAUAUUAAAGUUAUGAUAGUUUAUAAAUAAGCUUUUAUAUAAUUAAAUUAUUAAAAAAAUUAAUAAAUUAUUUAAUAAUUAAUCUUUUUAGUAUUUUUAUACAGUGACAUCUUUAGAAUAAUAUUCUAAAGAUCUGUCAGAUUUGAAUAUUAUUUUUUAGGUUAUAUUUAAGAAUUAAGAAAUUGGAAAGAAUAUUUACAAUAAAAAUUAUAACAAUAUAUAUUUAAAUAUAUAUGUUUAAAUUAAAAUUUUUAACAAUGAAUUUCGUGGAUGAUAUACGAAAAGUUCAACGUGCACUUCUAGACGAAGCUCUCACAAAGGGAAUUCAACGCAAUGAAGAACAAUGUAAAAUAUGGACAGCCUACAAAAAGAAUCAUCAAAAAGUUGCAGAAACAUUACAAAUUUUUCAAAAAGAUUUAUAUGUAAAUUGUAUGAUACCUAUUGGAAAACGAGCUUUAAUGAAAGGAAAAUUAAUUCAUACUAAUGAAAUACUUGCUUCUUUGGGUGAUGGAUAUUUUGCAAAAUAUAGUGCUUCAGGUGCUAUAGCUCUUUGUAAAAGAAGAGUACAAAGAGCUGAAGAAAUGUUAAAUAAUUUAAAUGCAGAAAGAGAUUUAUAUGAAACAAGAAUGAUGAUGUUAGAAAAUAAUCUUUUUGAUGAUUUUGUUGGAGGAGAGAUUAUAGAAUAUUGGAAUGAAAAUCAAAUUACAGAAUGGAAAAAAAAGCAUAGAGAAAGAGAAAGAAAGUAUCAUCAGAAAUUAGUUAAAUUGAAACAGGAAGAAAAAAAAAAGAUAGAGACAGAAGAAGAUUUGUUUAAUAGACUUGAUCAACUUGAAAUUGAAGAAGAAUUAGCAGAUGAAUUAAAUAGAUUAGAAGAUUAUGAACAUUUUGGAAAAGAAUUACAAGAUGGAGAAUGUUAUUAUGAAUCGGAAAGUUCAUCUGAUAGUGAAAAAGAAGAAAGCUUUAAAAAAGAAGAAAAACAAGUUCUGAAUUCUGAUACAAAACAAACCAAAGAUUCUGUUGAAGUUUGUAAAAUAAAAAAAUUCGUUUCAUUUGUAGAACCAGAAGAUAUUUCAAAAAAAGAAGAAAAUUCGAUAAAAAAAAAAGAAAAAGACAAUGAAAGUAUGGUAGAUAUGGAAGAUUUUUUUCGAAUAGAAUUCAGUCAUUCUGAAAAUUUUGUUUUAAAAUCAAAAGGAAAUUUAAUAGAAACUCCAGCAGAUAUUUAUAGAAUAUUUUCAAAACCUAAAUCUAUUUUAAAAAAAUCAUUAAAUGAUAUGAAUUCAGAACAACUUGUUCCAUCUAAGCAUAGUAUGGAAAGAGAAGAAGAAGAAGAAGAAAAAGAAGAAGAAGAAGAAGAAGAAGAAAUUAUUCAAUCUUCAGCUUACGAAAUUGUGAUAAAAGAUAUUAAAGAAAGAAGUAUAACAGAAGUAACAAAUGAAAUUUUGAAAAAGAAAGAAGAAAAUAAAAAUAUCCGGCCGAUUAGUAAAUUUAAAAGAGAUCGUCAAUUAAAACAAUAAUAACAUGUACAAUAUUGGAUAAUUAUUUUAGUAAUAUUUUUAUUAAAAGAAAAUUAAAAAAAAAAUGUUGAAGAAGAAAAUUCAUUUUUAUUUUAGAUAUUUUCUUUUUGAAUAAUAUCAGAGAUUCGUUAAUGAUAGGAUAUUAAUGUAUUACUGUAAUAUAUUUUAGAGGAUAAAUGAAUAACGCCAGCUUUCUAUGAUCUAGAAAUAGUAUAGAUAGAAUCUAAUCCAAAUUUGGUGUUAUUAUUUCUAUUGUUUGUAUAAGUUCUGAUGUAAACGUGAUUAUUACAUUAUGUCAUUGAAUAAAAUCAUUUUUAUAAUA